UCAUUGCAAAAUGGCGGAAGCAUUGAGGAACGACGUUCUUGUAGACUAAACCAAAGAGAAUGGACUCUAAGGAGGUAAAAUCGAUUAAUCUAUGUAAUAUUAAAAGAAAAGCAAUAUUUACGUUAACUAUACGAUGAGAACGGAGUAUUUCACUUUACCGCUCGAGCUGUCAAUCAGCUUUUCUCUCCAACGGCUUCUUCAAGAUGACUAAGACACGAUGCGGAAGUCAUAGUCAAAAUGAAGGCGACGAAUUUCUGCGAAUUCGAUCAUAUCAAUAGAAUUUGAAGAAGGCCGCAGCUAAAGGUUAUCAUAUUUCCAAGUAUGAACAUUUUUAAUUGAUAGAUUGAACUCGGAAUAAGCAAUAAAAUUACAACCUCACAAAACCUCACCAAAUAUUUAAGGAGGUCUCCUGUUGUCAAGGAAACUUGCAAAAAGUUGGAUGCUGCAAGACUGUCAGGUGAUAUAUAUGACGAUGUCUCCGCUUGGUUGCAGCUUAAUGUGUGUAGUCUUCUGUAUUUGCCCUGUUCUAUUUCUUUCUAAGUACAGUAAAACCUGGUUGGUAAGGACAGCUGACAGACAUGCUCAGAGUGUCCAUGUUGUCUAGGUGUCUGUAUAAAGUGGGCUCUCAGAGUAGACUACAUUGACCAAUUUUUCUAUAGAUCACCAGUGUCCAUAAGAGAGAUUAACUUUGUAUAAAAAGCAUUUCUCGGAUCUUGUGGACGUAAGGUACGCCUCUGCCGAGUAUUGGUUGACACCAUCAACUGAUACUCAGUCAACAUGUCUUUAUCGACAUAUUGGCAGACUAUUGGUUGACAUGUUGACCAAGUCUUGGUUGAUAUGUCAGUUGACAUUAGUCAGCUCAGUGUCAGUCAACAUUUUAUUUUAUAUGUCACUUGACAGGCAUGUCUUUCUCAUACGAGGUAAUAUGUUGCUGCGGAUUGUAAAGUGGAUGACUUGUGUUUUGCAUUCGUGAUUUUUUGGGAAAUGAUAGGCAAGCCAAGGUGGAACUGUUUGCAAAAAUGUUUCUGUAUUGAAAGCGAAACCAAACUGCAUAUUUUUGUAACUUUGCAGUCCUUUACAAUCAGAUUAUGGUGACAUUAAUUUCUUGCACAGAGCCCUUUAAUUACAGUUUCAGAGUAUAAGUAAAGACCAGAAGCAUAGCAUCCAUGUAUGCACAUACGCCCGUGCAUUCAUGUACAGCUGAAAUGUAGAAAAAAAAUUAUUCUUUUCUGAAAAAGCAUUCGUUAUCAUUAAAUCAGGAUGGUUGAUACGUAUUAAACACUAUAUUGGUGUCUUUGUGUUAGCAUUUCCUUUUUCUUUUUAUUAUUCUAUGAUUCUGAUGACGUCACUGACCUUUUUUUCCCAUAAACAUUGUACCUUACCAACAACACCAGAGAUGAGUAAAAUGACGACUGACUUCUGCAUUUUCCUGUGUACUAAUUUGCUGAAAAUGUCCUGUGAAAACGCUGAAAAUGGCAUUCCUGAGACCCUAAAUUUAAGAAUUUUCUGGGGGAGCAUGCUCCUAGACCCCCCCUAGGUUGGGCUGGUUUGGCCUUCUUCCCCAUGUGUAUACACCUUCAAAAUCUCACACUACACCCCUGAAAACAACUUGUCUCCCAAGGUUAUGCCACAGGUCAUUUUGAUUUGCUGGUAAACCUUCUCUGAGUAAGUCUCUGUCCUGGCAUGGUGUCGGUUGAUGUGUCGGCCAACAUGUCAACUGAAAUUCAACCCCAUGUUGACUAAGUGUCGGCUGAUAUAUCAACGGCAUAUCAGUUGUUCGUAAAAUCCAACUAGUGGUCUAUUAUCAAUGCUGCAUUUUUAUUGAUUGAGCUACUACUAGGCUAUAUGUUAUAGCCCACUAGUAGCGAAAAGCACCAGUUUUUUGGCGGCAAAAAAGGAUUAAAGUCUAGCUUUAAGUAGCUAAAAUUUUUUUAUUCUUGAUAUUUUUGACAAACUAGUUGAAUUUUACUAAAACAAUCAAUCCUCUCGCCCUCAUGGCCUCUGAGUCAAUAGUCCAUUCGGCCUUCAGCUUCAUGGGCUAUUGACUCAGAGCCCAUUCGGACUCGAGGAAUAAUUGUUAAAUAGUGAUGACCAAAACUUGGCAGAGAGUUGUCUAAAGUACACAAGAUCCCUUUUCUCUUGGUCAAAUAAAUGUGUCCAAGGUCUAUGUUACCUAGUGUCCAAAUGCAUCAAGCAAGCAACUUUAAUGGAAAAAUGCAUGAGCUUUCUGUAGACACAGAGAAAACUGACUUUGUAAGCUUAUGUCCUUAGAUUGGCUUUCCACUCUCCUAGCAUGAAAAAAAGGACAGUGAGUAUGAAAAGGAUGAAAUGUUUUUCAUGCUGUCUGUCUUAUUGACUAUGCACAUUUUAUCUUCUUUUGCAGGUUGUCAUAAAAAUCCGUGAUCUAAAUCCUCAUGUUGUGUGCAGUCUGUGUGCAGGUUACUUUGUUGAUGCCACAACCAUCACAGAAUGUCUCCACACAUGUAGGCAUCUGCUCAAAAAAUUAACUUUGUUUUACACCUGGAAUUAUUAUAUGGCUGAAUCUGCAAGUGGGCAAGAUGAGGCAAAUCCUUGUUCUAAUUUGAUACCAAAGCGGGCAAAGCUCAUCUUGCCCGUUUGGGCCUUCCCACAUUGAUCUUGCAAGAAAAAGUUCUCUUUUUGGCCAUACAAUAUAAUAUCCAUUAUUGACAAGGCUUCUUCAUUCAAGAUGGCUGCUGGAUAUUGGCCCUUUCUUUUUUGUGAUCUUUGUCUUGGUCCAUAAAAAUACAACAAUCAAUAUCCAGCUACCUUGAACUCGCUCUUGGGCAAUAAUGCAUAUUUAUUGUGGCAAAAAUUUGCAUCCCACAAUGUUGUUAUUUGUCUCUGGAAUAGCUGUCAUCUAAUAAUUAUUGUACUAAAAAACCUUUGACGUCACAAUUAAUGAAACACAAACCAAUACCAUAUUUAUUCGAUUAAACUCCGCCCUCAAAUAAACGUUGCCCUCGAACAAACGCUAUCCUCAAUCAAACGCCACAGAUGGACGCAAAAUUACCAAUAAAUGUCACCCUCUAAUAAACACUGGGCCUAAUCAGAAGAAUGCGACAUUUACUCGAGGAUAAUAAGAAAAACCUCGGUACAACUUGGUAAUUUACACCAUCCAGACAUAUACGAUUCUGUGUCAGCAAAAUAAGGGAGACAUUGGAACCUUUAAAUUACAUAAUAUUCACAAAUGAUUUAAAAUAAUAACUGUUGUCAGCGAUUUGAAAAAUGUGAUGUUGAAAUAAACGCUGCCCUUGACUAAACAUUGUAUUAGAAACACUAAAAAUUUAAUAAAUGCCAUAGUGUAUAAUUGAAUUAAUACGGUAGCCACUGUCAAUGGAAAGAGUAGCUUGUCUGAAUAUAAUUCCAAGUAUAAAGCAAAGAAGGGUUGUUUACCUCUACGGGGAUGCCACACCUAACUGGGCACUUACUCCUCUGGCCCCAGUUGUUUAAAUGUUGGAUAGCGCUAUCCACUGGAUAAAAAUCUAUCUAGUGGAUAACGCAAUUGGUUUCCCUUAUACUUAUCAGCUGGAUUUAGUGAUUUAUCAGGUGGAUAGUGCUAUGCAACGUUUGAACAACUGGGGCCAGCUUUAUUGAUGUUGCUUUUGUUGUGCUUUCUUCCCUUCUUUCUUUUUUGGAAGAGAACUUUUUGUAUUUUAAUUUUGAAAGACAUUGUUGUGUCUUUGAUGAUGUUUCUGUGUGAUUGUGAGUUACCCUUGAAUUAAUACUGCAUUGAAAGAAGAAAUCAAAUUAAUAAGGGCACUGCUUUGAGUUCAUCUAGAAUCAUAUUAACAGCUACGAAAGAAAUGAAGAUCUGUUUGAAUUUAAACCUCUCUUUAAAGGUAAUGAGUUUAAGGGCACUGCAUAUUUCUUGAAGACUGAACUUGAUUGUUUUUUCAUUCUAGUUUGUAAAAGCUGUAUUGUGAAGUACUUCCAAACCAGCAAAAAUUGUCCAAUGUGCAAUCUUCAGAUACAUGAGACUCAGCCUCUCUUUAAUAUCAGGUAGAUCAUAAAAUAACAGGAUAUUUUAAGUAGCCUGAGAAAAAACCGACAUUUUGCAAUGCUGUCACUGGUUUCCCAGAAAAGUACCGUCAGAGGAAUGAGCGCAGAGAUUCCAUACUGUUGUUGUGUCACUACCUAGGUCUAGCUAGUUCCUCUGAUUGGUUGUACUAACAGGGAAAUUUGCCCCUGCCAAUCAGAAGCAUUACCCAGAUCUGGGUAGUGCUUCUGAUUUGUGGUGCUAAUUGAGAAAUUUGCUUUAGCUAAUCAAAAGCACUACCCAGAUCUGGGUAGUGAUGUGUCAUCCGUUUGGGGUUGUUAUAAAAAUGUUUACUCCAGAGGUUUGCAUCUUGAUAGCAGAAUAGCAGUAUAUCUAGGCCAGAUGCUUAGACAGUACCACAAAUGGAAAGUCCAUGAUUAAUUUAGUCAGAAACCAGUGAUGAGGCGAAUGACACAGAUGCUUAGGGUUUGAAUAAGGAUUUGUACUGGAAACAUUUACUCUACCUAAAGGCAUUCUGGGUUCAAGCAACAUCAUGUUAGUUUAUUAAAUAGAUGUCUGAAAUUUUUUAGGUUAGACAGAACAAUGCAAGACAUUGUGGCCAAACUGGUUCCUGGGAUCACUGAAGGUAUUAGUUGCUCAAGUAUUCACAAUAAUUGUUAUGAAACAUCUCUGGUCUAGUUGAGGAAAAGAAUGUUGAAGGUCAGAACACACAAGGUGACAGGAUGCUGCAACUUUGUAGUGGCAUCACUCUGCAAACAGUUUUCACUGCAACAAGUUGAACAAAAUCAAGUCAGAUUGAAUUUUUGUGACUUUUUGUGGCAAGAAAAUUCUGUUGUAGGGUCAAUUUAUCCUUGUGACAUGUCACACAACUUGUUGCCUCACCUGUACACAAGACUGAUUUGUUGCAGCAACAUGUUGCCUAGUUUGUUCCAACCUUAAAAAAGAUAUGUUGAAUCAAGAUUUUAACUACCUCAAACUUCUGUCAAUUAAUUUUUCAAACAAACUGUACAUUUCCAUUUGUUAAAUAGCUGAAGAGGCAAGAAGGAGAGAAUUUUAUGAGUCCAGAGGAAUGGCAGUAAUAAAGCGUCCAGGUAAUAAAUACUUUUUGCUAAAUUACAUAGGGGUCAUAGUUUGUUUACUGGUGAAAGAGAAUGUUACAGAAAAAUUAUUAUCAGUUUUAGAUUUGCUGGUAGAGUUGUGGUGGCCUAUUUUUAUUCAGCUGAUCAUUGGAUUGAACAAACCAUCAGCACAAAACAGCACAUUCUUUUGAAACUAUAGCCACUUAAUCCAUGAUAAUAAUAAUCACAUUAUUAUUGAAUUGGUUUUGUUACUUCAAAGCCAAAACAACUUCGAAUGAACAUAGACUGACUUUCCAUAAUCUCUUAACAGUUCUUAUAUCUCAUAAUUAAGCAAUUUGAUCCCUAAUAAGUUACAUGAUGGUCGUACAGAGGGGUCUCUGGCACAGUUCACAGACCAAAAAAUAACUACCAUAUUUAUUCGAUCAACCGCCCUGGGCGCUUAUUUAAUUUUUGGACCUUGAGAGUGGUCGCUUAUUCGAGGUGGGCGCUUAUUCGAGGCUGGGCGCUUAUUAAAUUGUCACCAUUUUCAGCAAGUGAAGUAAGUUUAUUUUGCAACAAAACAAUAGAUGCUAAUAACAAAACGCGAAGAAGUAACAACGCAAGGUCUCUGUAAAAUACUCUGAAGAAAACUCCGUCCUCGGGAAAGUCUCUUAUUAGAAUUUAUUCACUCAAGUGGGUGGGGUGGGGGUGAGCGCUUAUUUGAGUUUGAUUGGGAGGAGGAGGGGUGGGCGCUUAUUCGAGGCUGGGCGCUUAUUAACUUUUUCUGCCUUUAGGAUGGGCGCUUAUUCAAGGUGGGCGCCAAUUCGAGUUUGGGCACUUAUUCGAAUAAAUACGGUAAUCAGAAAUCAUGGACGUCAAAAUUUCAUUUCAGCUUUCAAGUCACGAUAAUCAGAGCAUGGAAAGUACUUUUUUCUUAUGCAAAGAAAAUUGUGGCCAAAAAAGUUUCUGACAAAACAGCUUGAAAGUGGCAAAGAUGGAAAGAAAGGUGGAAAUUUUCAUCAUGCUUUUUAAGUCUUUAUUCAUCUUCCAGAGGCCUCGAAACUAAAAAUCAGAACAAAAAUAAGUAAGUAGUAUUGUUUGAAAAUAUGUAUUUCCAUUGCAGGUUGUCAAUAAAAUCAAAAACAUUAUCAAUGAUUUGUCCACGACUUUCUGCAAAUUGCAAAAAUUAAUUCCCAGCAAGAAAAACACAAAAAAUCGCUGAUCUGCAAACAUAAAUUCCCGCAAAAAUUUCGUGCCACACUGUAGCUCUAUUGUUCUAUCUUUUAGUCUAUCUGAUGUUUUAUAUAUUUUGUGUCUUACAGAUGAAAAUGAGAAUGAAAGACCGCCAGUGGAGGACGUAGUCAAGAGAGACUACUCUGAAAACAGGAACAUGUACAGAGAUGAUGAACAAGUGUCACUUUGUGUUGAAAGAUAUGAAGAAAGGUCAUUGUGAUUCUCCAAUAUAGGGAGGAAGUCUUAAAAUGUCAGAUGUCUUCCUUCCCAAGUCUCUCAGGGGCACCCAAUGGCAAUUUUUGGAAAAUAUCGGUUCAGAAGAUGAUUUGAGAUCUAGAAUUUUCGGAACAUUUGUUGUAAAAUUUCUUGCUUGCCUGCCUCUGCUAGGAUUUUCGAACAUCUAAAAAAUGGUGUAAAUGCCCAUUUUAAAGGGAUUUUUACCCUAAAAAGGUCACCUAGAAUUUUCGGGAGCCUUUUUCCUGGCUGAAAUUUUCGAAAAGGUAAGUUUUGAUCGCUACAAUGUUUGGAUGACUAGACUUUCAGCUAGGAAAUCCGAACAGAUGAAAAAUUUUUAGGGGAUAAAAAUGUGCCUAUAUCUACCGUUUUAAUACUAAAAUACGUUCAACAAUGCUAUGUUUAAGUGGUUUUGAACUAUAUUCUCGUUGGGUGCCCCUGGUCUCUGUCUUUUUGUCACUCACAACCCCAUGAAAAACACUGGGAAUGUCAUUAUAAUGCGCCAUCCUUUUUUGCUUUUAAAACUAAGAUCUGCAGCUUAUAAAGGAACACUGUAGACUGAAUUUUAUCCUUAAUCUUCUUUUUCCAGCAAGGUGGAAGAAAAUGAAGAUGACACAGAAGAAAAUAGAACAACAGAAACUGUGGGGGUAAAUUGUCAUUGAAUUUGUUUUUAAAAUUGAAACACCAAACCUUCUUUCUAAGUAACUUGCAUUGGUGCAAAGGUUUUAGUAACUGGACUAAUCCAAAAGUGAAUCCUGUGUUCUGAUUGGUGGGAGUUCCCGUGUUAGGCCAGCAAGAGAAAGUCCUGUUUUUGUAAAGCUGAAAUGUACAGCCAUCAUUAUUUCAUGUUUAGUCAAUAAUAAUUCAUAUAUCUAGCCUGGCCGCCCUGUUUUUUUCCUGGGAUGUUGGGGGUGGGGGUGGGGGGGUAAGCACUAGAGAGAGCUCGUGUUUGUAGUGCAAUGCAAGUCACAAGAGUUGGAGGAAAGGGAUGGAGGGGGCAGGGGAUAUUUUCUUUCCCUCUGUCCCUCCCAUCACAUCUUCAACCUUUUGUCUUAAGCCUAACCCACAGUUUGUAGAUAAUUUGCACUUUCUACUCUCUCUAAUCUUCCUUUGCUUUCAAAAAUCAACUGUGGUGACAACGAGAGAGACUUAAAAAUGUACCUCCUGUGCAGGUUAUAAUUCAUUAAAAAUAUUUUCCCAGUGCCUAAUUUCUCAGAAGAGCAGUUUUCAACGAAGGAUCAAAAAUAAUAUCACAAUAAUAAUUGUUCUGCCCUUUUGGCACGUUGCUUUGUUGUUUGAUUGGCUUGAAACAACUGCAGGAAUUAUUAAAACUACAUGUAAACCAUGGAUUUGCAAAGGCUUCAUGUAGCCUGCAAGUAUAACAGUCUCUCCUCGCUUCUCACCAGGCUGUAUUUGCAGGCUUGAAGCUACAUGUUUCCUGACAUGUUUUUAUGAUGAUUGCUUCUUCAACUGACCACAUCUGCUGUGAUUUGUCGGUCAUAGUUAGUCAUUAUAAAAUUUAUUAGUUUUGACCCUGAUGUAAGCAAGUAUUCCUAACCUAUAGAUAUUCUUGAAGGAGCACAAUUCCCAUGUAUUUAUUUUGAUUUGCCGGUUUUUUGCAGAUACUCAGUAAGAAAUACUUGCGCUGCUCGGCUAGAAUGAUGGUCGUCCAACUCCAGAAGUUAUUGAGAAUGAAACUCAAUAUUCCAGGUGAAAAACAGGUUAGUUUCCAGUGCACGGAAUGCUGAAGAUUAUUCUCAUUGUACAAUAUUCAGUGUAGUCAGACUUCCUAAAUACAGGAUCCUUUGUUCUCCUUUUUAACAAUGAUAGUUAAGUGCAGCAGAGCACCAUGAGUGAGAAUAUUUGGUUAUCUAUGCAUCUAAGAAAUUUGGUUGUGACAAAAUCGUGCCCCCCCCCCCCCCCCCCCCCUCCCUCUCCUCCACUCUCUCCACCCCCUACUUCCCCAGCCCCAUCCCUCCCUAUUAUUUUUUUUUUUUAUGCUCGACACUGGCCAACACGGGACUCGCCCCCUCCUCUCCACCCUUCCCUAUACAUCCCCCCCCCCCCCCCCCCCACAUGUUAGUGACUGUGAGAUGUCACACUUACUAGCUUGGAGUCCAGAAUCCGUGUUAAAUUUUAUAUUGGUCAAUCGACAGCUGUCGCAAAAAGGUAUCCCCUGACCAGUGUCACAUGACUUCAUUGCGGUCUUAGGUGUACAAGUUAGGUGUUAAGGUCUGUGCUGACCAGAUAAUGGUUUUCAAUUGUUUGCAAGCUCAGAUCCAUUUUUUCAGGGGGAAUUCAUUUUGCGUCUUGCUAAUGGUAAAAGUUGACUUACUGCAGAAAGACUUCGCUUUUGGCCUUGCUCUGGUUAAAUCUAUCGAGUGUUUUCACGUGACGUCACGGCCGCCAUAUUGGGUUCCCAAAACAAGGAAACGGCAGCCAUGUUCCAAGCUAGUCCUGUGUGAGACGAACUUUUCUUAUGCAAACGCUUUUUUUUGUUUCCAAAAAUUUGCCUAGAUGCUGGCCACGUGAGUGAAAACGCUCUAUAUAUUAGAAGAUGUUCCUGUACCUGAUUUUUUUCAUGUCAUACAGGUGGAAAUUCUGUGCAAUGAACAUAUCAUACACCCAUUCAGAACGAUGAAAUUUAUUUGGAUAAGUGAAUGGUUAAACAAGGUACGUGAGAUAAUAAAAUGUUUGUUUUAUCAUUGUAAGCAAGGAAAUGACUUCCUUGUGUUUACCUUUGCAACGUUACGCCACAUGUUUAAAAGAGGGUAACACAAGAAUACGCGCAAGAAAGGAUCACAAAAGUUCUAACUUUCCCACGAUGUUGCAUUUGUAAAUUUGUAUUUUAAAUUCUUUGGCGCCAACACUAAAAAAGGGCCAAAACUUUAUUCUUCAUGUCACCUUCUGCUUGUACUUGACGGAAGUGUCAGUCUUUAUCGCAGUUAUAACCCACUUAUUGUUUGAAAUGUAGGCGAAUCCCCCGGAAGUUGAAUUAAAAGGGACCUGAUAUCCAAGUUCAGAAAGAGAAAUAAAAUUUCGUCGUUGCUUGUUUAAGGUGAUGUUACACGAGACGAUUCGCAACGACGAUUUUUAGCGUAACACAGCGUUGCAAUAUCGUUGCGACAUUGUUUGGAACGAUUACAACAUUGUUCCAGCAUUGCAACGCUGGUGUUGCUCUAAAAAUCGUCGUUGCGAAUUGUCCCGUGUAACAUCACCUUUACGUUCUACAUAAAGGUGAUGUUACACGAGACGAUUCGCAAGGACAAUUUUUAGCGCAACACAGCGUUGCAAUGUUGGAACAAUGUUGCAAUCAUUCGAAACAAUAUCGCAACAAUGUUGUGAUGUUGUGUUGCACUAAAAAUCGUCGUUGCGAAUCGCCCCGUGUAAUAUCACCUUAAAACGCGAGAUUUGGUAUUUUCACGUCGUAGUCGUGCAAACACGGCUCAGAAAUGUAAAAAAGUAGGCUACACGUGCAAAGUUGUUGUUUUGCUCAUUAAACGUAUUGUUUUUUUUGACGUUCUCGUUGCCGUUGCGUCGUUGGAUCUUAAGGUGAUGUUACACGAGACGUUUCGAAACGACGAUUUUUAGCGCAACACGGCGUUGCAACGUUGUUGCGACAUUGAUUCAAGUGGUUGCAACAUUAUAUAUAUUGCAAUGCUGUGUUGCGUUAAAAAUCGUCGUUGCGAAUCGCCUCGCCGCGCCGAUCUCGAAACCACUUUCGAGGAUGACAUGAUAUCGGAUAGGUUCUGCUGUGCCACACCUUUGUGCGUUAUGAAAAGGUAUUCGGACCUUAGCGGAAGUAAAUAAGUAGGCACGAAGACUGGAAUCCUUUAAGACGGAAGUAAAUAUUCAAGGUAUCUAAACUAUCUAUCUUGGGUUCUUACUAUUUGCAUAAAGAAGCCAGAAAUUCCAGUGGAAAUCAACCGGUCCAUGGUUUUCAAUCGAAAAAAGACUGAAAAAUAUCCGUUGUCGUUUGAGGCGAUGCCUUUUUUCUACUCUUACCGGUCUCUUCACCUAACUUGGCUGCACUUUGCAGUCAAGUCCCUCUCUUACAAGGUGUAAUUUAAUUGUUGAUUGACUAUUUUUGCGUAAGGAUAUUUAUAACCGCCUAAUUUCUGCAAAGGAACGGCAAGAAUUCCUUGCCGUCUAAGAUAAGUUCUUUGCUAGAAAAUGACUAGAUAGUCACAGUAUUAAGGUUACAUGUUUACUGUAUUUUGUACUAGCCUGCAAACAGGGAACGUCUCUUCGCUCAUCGCCGCUGAGAGACGUUUCGCGAAACGUCCCUCAGCGGCGGUGAGCGAGGAGAAACGUCUGCCGUUCGCAGGCUAAUUGUGGACGUUAAGUCUCUGCAUCCAUCUUUCUUGUUCUUCUUUUGUUUUUAGCAGCCGCCAAUGGUCCUGCAUUACCGUGUUCGAGGCCCGGCGUAAAAAGUACAGUAAGACAAGAUGUACUCUGGUAGCUCCCAGCGCCUGCUAUUCAUCGUCCCUUUCGGGACUGUCAUGAAAAAAAAAUGAGAUGAAAACCUUAUAACUACUAGUCUGCUACACAGUCGGUUUUAGUGUCGUUACGCAACGCUCCUCCCCACUAGCUGGGAGGAGCGUUGCGUGACGACAUUAAAAACGGCUGUGUAGCAGACUGUAUAACUACUUCAGCUGAGAGUUUAUCGUUGUUGGUCACAUUGCCUACAAAUGAAUUUACUCCAUUUUGAAGUCCAGUGGUUUGAAUGUUAAGAGCCUGUAACCUGUUGUUCAACAAGGCUUUGGUUAGAUCGCUGGCUUUUAAUAGCCACCGAAAUGUAUUACUAUAAUCAAGUCUAUUGUUCAUAGAGUAGAUUUUUUGCGAACUCUUUUUGUGCUGUAACGAGGAGAUUAGUGAAGGUAGGGGGAAAACCACAAAUCGGGCACCUACCUGACGAACAGUGAGCUAGUCAAUGGAGUUCUUCAUAUUUUAGGGAUGGGGGGAGGGGGGUGGUGAGGGAGGGAAGAGGGCUCCCACAAAGUCUCUCACAGACCGGUUACCUUUUGUAAGGUCUCCCAGGGGAGCUUGAUGUUGAGAGAAAGGGAGCGAGGUGAGAGCUCCCCUCAACACUCUCUGUCCCCUUCUUCCUCCUACCCCCUCCCUCCUCAUUCGUUCGCACUUGUUAGAGCCCUAUCCCCCAACAGGCCGCAAUUGAACGCGGUGCCUGAACAGUGAAACGCCUGUAACACCGAUUAUAACUUUAUAGGAACCAUCAUGUUGUGUUGAGUUUGGUGGCACUUGUUUCCAUAGGUUCUUUUGAAGAGAGAGAUACACGGUUGUAUCAUUAGUUUUUCUUCUCCUCUGGAUAAGACCCGUACGUUGUAGGUUAGAUAU
This is a messenger RNA of Porites evermanni, 11898 nucleotides long. Lineage: Eukaryota; Metazoa; Cnidaria; Anthozoa; Scleractinia; Poritidae. The record is from the annotation of a GenBank genome assembly.